AGUUCAGAGAGAGGAAAGGAGAGGGAGAAGGAGAGAGGGGCAGAGGAGAAGAGAGAGAAGGAGAGCACGCAAGAGAGGAAGGAGCGCCUUAGAGUCUCUGAAGCACGCAAGAGAUAACCAAUUAGGAAUUUUUUGGGCAACUGUCACCCAGGAGAGCAGCCAGAGAAUCACCAUCACCCCAACUCUGACGUUUCCUACAAGAAGUUAGAGACUUAAGCAGUAUUAACAUCGGAGGGAAAUGAUAUGCUUGACGCUGUGGAAAAUACCCCUGAACUGAAGAAGUGCAACUGGAUGUUGUGUGUGUGUUAAAUACCAGAAGAUCCCAGACCCCGUGGGUAAUAGAGACGAAAUGUGGAGAGAAUGACUAACGACAAAUCUGUGAAUUUGUUCUCUGGAGUUGCUAAUUUGCCAGCCCGAAGCAACACAUUUUACAAGGAGGAAACGUUUUGCUGCUUCUGAUUUCUCCCCAAACUGGUGCUACCAGAUGCAUGGCUUUCUAUGUGUUGGAACAAAUCAUUCCUAACUGCAGCAUACCGGGAAAGGGGAAAGGUUGAGGCAACUAACUGGCUGUCUCCAAAUAAGCGAUGAGAGGUAAUGCGUCCUCCAGUCCAUGCACACUUCCUCUUGCAGUUCGUGCAUCAUUCCUCAGUGGAAACCUUUAAACGCUAAAAUCCAGGAAAAGAAAAUAAAUACAUUAUCAUGGACCUGAGGGAUUUUUACCUGUUGGCUGCUCUGAUUGCCUGUUUAAGGCUGGAUUCCGCAAUAGCUCAAGAACUUAUUUACACUAUUAGAGAGGAAUUGCCUGAAAAUGUGCCCAUAGGAAACAUACCAAAGGAUCUGAACAUUUCUCACAUCAAUGCUGCCACAGGGACCAGCGCCAGCCUUGUCUACAGACUGGUUUCUAAAGCUGGGGAUGCCCCUUUGGUGAAAGUCUCCAGUAGCACUGGGGAAAUUUUCACAACCUCCAAUAGAAUAGACAGAGAAAAACUCUGUGCUGGAGCCUCUUAUGCUGAGGAGAAUGAGUGUUUCUUUGAACUUGAGGUGGUGAUCCUCCCCAAUGAUUUUUUCAGGCUGAUCAAAAUAAAAAUAAUUGUUAAGGAUACCAAUGAUAAUGCCCCCAUGUUUCCAUCUCCUGUCAUCAAUAUUUCCAUUCCAGAAAACACUUUGAUCAACAGCCGCUUUCCAAUUCCAUCAGCUACAGAUCCUGACACAGGCUUCAAUGGUGUACAGCAUUAUGAAUUGUUAAAUGGGCAGAGUGUUUUUGGACUGGAUAUCGUGGAAACUCCGGAGGGAGAGAAGUGGCCGCAAUUGAUUGUUCAGCAAAACUUGGACAGAGAACAGAAAGAUACCUAUGUGAUGAAAAUCAAAGUAGAGGAUGGAGGCACUCCACAGAAAUCCAGCACAGCCAUACUGCAGGUCACAGUAAGUGAUGUAAAUGACAACAGGCCAGUAUUUAAAGAGGGUCAAGUGGAGGUGCAUAUUCCAGAGAAUGCUCCUGUAGGCACCUCUGUAAUUCAGCUCCAUGCCACUGAUGCAGAUAUAGGCAGUAAUGCUGAAAUCCGGUACAUUUUUGGUGCCCAGGUCGCCCCUGCAACCAAAAGACUCUUUGCUUUAAAUAAUACUACUGGGCUGAUUACAGUUCAGAGGUCCUUAGAUCGAGAGGAGACAGCCAUUCACAAAGUGACAGUGCUGGCUAGCGAUGGCAGCUCCACUCCCGCUCGAGCAACGGUUACCAUCAAUGUCACUGAUGUAAAUGAUAACCCUCCAAACAUAGACCUCAGGUACAUUAUAAGUCCCAUCAAUGGCACAGUGUAUUUAUCUGAGAAAGAUCCUGUCAAUACAAAGAUUGCCCUAAUUACAGUUUCAGAUAAGGACACGGAUGUGAAUGGCAAAGUGAUCUGUUUUAUUGAAAGAGAGGUCCCAUUUCAUUUGAAGGCUGUAUACGACAACCAAUACUUGUUAGAGACCUCUUCUUUGCUGGACUAUGAGGGCACCAAAGAAUUCAGCUUUAAAAUUGUUGCCUCUGAUUCUGGGAAGCCCAGUUUAAAUCAGACUGCCCUGGUAAGGGUUAAGCUUGAGGACGAAAAUGACAACCCACCAAUUUUCAACCAGCCUGUAAUUGAGCUGUCAGUUUCUGAAAACAACCGACGUGGGUUAUACUUAACAACUAUUAGUGCCACAGAUGAAGACAGUGGGAAAAAUGCAGACAUUGUUUAUCAGCUUGGACCGAAUGCCUCCUUCUUUGAUCUGGACCGAAAGACAGGAGUUUUGACAGCCUCCAGAGUCUUUGACAGAGAAGAACAAGAACGAUUCAUUUUUACAGUAACUGCCCGGGACAACGGGACACCUCCCCUCCAAAGCCAAGCAGCUGUGAUAGUCACCGUUCUGGAUGAGAAUGACAAUAGCCCCAAGUUUACUCAUAAUCAUUUUCAAUUUUUUGUGUCUGAGAAUCUGCCAAAGUAUAGUACUGUGGGGGUAAUCACAGUGACAGAUGCAGAUGCUGGAGAGAAUAAAGCGGUGACUCUUUCCAUUCUAAACGACAAUGAUAAUUUUGUGUUGGAUCCCUAUUCUGGAGUCAUAAAGUCAAAUGUCUCAUUUGAUAGAGAGCAGCAGAGUUCUUACACUUUUGAUGUCAAAGCCACUGAUGGAGGACAACCACCUCGUUCCUCUACUGCAAAAGUAACUAUCAAUGUCAUGGACGUCAAUGACAAUAGCCCAGUUGUCAUUUCUCCACCUUCUAACACUUCUUUUAAGUUGGUGCCCCUCUCAGCCAUUCCUGGCUCCGUGGUAGCAGAAGUUUUUGCAGUGGAUAUUGACACUGGGAUGAAUGCUGAACUUAAGUACACAAUUGUGAGUGGGAACAACAAAGGCUUGUUUAGGAUUGAUCCUGUCACAGGUAACAUUACUCUGGAGGAAAAACCGGCACCUACUGAUGUGGGCUUGCACCGUUUGGUGGUCAACAUAAGUGACUUGGGAUACCCUAAGUCUUUGCACACACUUGUGCUUGUUUUUCUUUAUGUUAAUGACACUGCUGGAAAUGCCUCCUAUAUCUAUGACUUGAUUCGCAGGACUAUGGAGACCCCAUUGGACAGGAACAUAGGGGAUAGUAGCCAACCCUAUCAAAAUGAGGACUAUCUCACCAUCAUGAUCGCCAUCGUCGCCGGCGCCAUGGUGGUCAUAGUCGUGAUCUUCGUCACUGUUCUGGUGCGUUGUCGCCAUGCAUCAAGGUUCAAAGCAGCUCAGAGGAGCAAGCAAGGUGCUGAAUGGAUGUCCCCAAACCAAGAGAACAAACAAAACAAGAAAAAGAAAAGGAAGAAAAGAAAGUCUCCCAAGAGCUCUCUUUUGAACUUUGUUACAAUUGAAGAGUCCAAACCCGAUGAUGCAGUUCACGAGCCUAUCAAUGGGACAAUAAGCCUGCCAGCUGAGCUGGAGGAGCAAAGUAUAGGAAGAUUUGACUGGGGCCCGGCACCACCCACAACCUUCAAACCUAACAGCCCUGACCUGGCCAAGCACUACAAAUCUGCUUCUCCACAGCCUGCUUUUCAUCUUAAACCGGACACUCCAGUUUCCGUGAAAAAGCAUCACGUGAUUCAGGAACUCCCUUUGGACAACACCUUUGUCGGGGGUUGCGACACCCUUUCCAAACGCUCUUCCACUAGUUCAGAUCACUUCAGUGCCUCAGAGUGCAGUUCCCAAGGAGGCUUCAAGACAAAGGGCCCCUUACACACCAGACAGUGUAACUCACACAGCAAAAGUGACAAUAUUCCUGUCACUCCUCAGAAAUGUCCCGGCUCUGCGGGUUUCCACAUUCAAGAGAAUGAAGAAAGCCAUUACGAGCCACAGGACGAAUUCUACGACCAGGCCUCUCCGGACAAGAGGACGGAAGCAGAUGGCAACUCUGACCCCAACUCUGAUGGGCCUCUGGGACCCCGAGGGUUAGCUGAAGCUACGGAAAUGUGCACUCAAGAGUGCUUGGUUUUGGGUCAUUCUGAUAAUUGCUGGAUGCCACCUGGCUUAGGUCCAUAUCAACACCCUAAAUCUCCUCUCUCAACCUUUGCACCCCAGAAAGAAUGGGUCAAGAAAGACAAGCUUGUGAAUGGGCACACCCUGACCAGAGCCUGGAAAGAAGAUAGCAACAGGAACCAGUUCAAUGACCGUAAGCAGUAUGGCUCCAGUGAAGGCCAUUUCAACAAUGGCAGCCACAUGACAGACAUUCCUCUGGCAAAUCUGAAGUCUUGUAAGCAAGCAGGAGGUGCUAUUGAGAGUCCUAAUGAGCACCAACUCUAAAAAAAAAAAGGCUAUAUGGGACCUAAUAACUUUAAUCUAAAUAGAUAUGCUAAUACCAUGUGUGUCAGAGCUUUAUGUAUUCAGUAGAUCUCUACAACUAUGCCCCUUGUAGCAGGGAUAUCCAUAACUUUGUGUUAGCACCAUGGAGGAUACAAUGUUUUACAACGUAAGAGAGAAAAUAGUUCUACUAGCUAUGUGAUCUUGUUUACUAGAAUUAAUUA
Messenger RNA from Ceratotherium simum simum (southern white rhinoceros), 4508 nucleotides. The record is from RefSeq and is a predicted model, not a curated record. Lineage: Eukaryota; Metazoa; Chordata; Mammalia; Perissodactyla; Rhinocerotidae.